AUGCUUUGCCUACGACGAGUCCGGGCCUACUCCUCAAUCGCCUCCAAGCCAGCUCUGCUCUUGUCUAAACUAGAGCAGUCGCUUCAGUUGACCAACCCUGUUGAUGCUAAUGAAUACCUGAUUCCGACACCAGAUCCGCAAGAUGAGAUCGUCAUCGCGAUGUCCCUGGGAGUGGACUCAUCAGUGGCGGCGGCGUUAUACAAGAAGAAGUACAAGAACGUUCGAGGAAUCUACAUGGCUAACUGGUCUCAGACGGCCAAGUGUACUGAGGCCGAUUGGAAUGACGUCAAACGUGUGUGUGAUCAGUUAGACAUGCCCUGUUCCAGAGUCAACUUUGAGCGAGAAUACUGGGAAGAUGUGUUCACUCCGAUGAUUGAUAUGUACCGUCGUGGCCUUACUCCUAAUCCAGACACCGGGUGUAAUCGGUUUAUCAAGUUUGGGGUCAUGCUCGAAUACCUUACUAAGCUUUUGGGUGAUCUGAAGUGGUGGUUAGUCACUGGUCAUUAUGCCCGUAUCAUGAGACAUAACCCAACAGGCGAAGUACACCUUCUUCGGGGGUUCUCUCAACAAAAAGAUCAGCUGUACUACUUGAGCAGCGUCGCCCCGCAACUGCUUCUGAGGGUCCUCAUGCCGAUCGGACACUACGUGAAGCCCGCCGUUCGACAACUCGCCCAGGACUUUGAUCUCCACGUACAGUCUAAACCCGACUCACAAGGCCUCUGCUUUGUAAGCCAGGACCAAAGCCUGUUCCGUGAUUUCCUCAACGAAUACAUUCCACCUAAUCCAGGCAAUAUCAUCACUGAAGAUGGCAAAGUAUGGGGGCGGCACCAGGGUCUUUGGCAUGCUACGAUUGGCCAGAAGCUGGCCAUCCUGAUGCCACAGGGCGACCCAAACUAUAAAGGUGUGUGGUUUGUCAGUGAAAAGCGAUACGAUACUAAUGAAUUGGUGAUUGUACGAGGGAGAGAUAAUCCCAAGCUUUUCGCGGAUAAGGUCAAAGCCAACGAAUGGAGAUGGCUCAUCGAUCCCAAGACAGUCCCCUCCGAAGGCUUAACCAUGCAAUACCGUUCACUUCAAACCCCGGUGAAGAUAGAAUCGUGGGUGGUUAAAGACUCGACCAUCGAAUUAAAAUUAUGCGACGCACAACGAGCUAUGGCACCAGGGCAAAACCUCGUUUUAUAUAGUGGCAACCAGGUCUUGGGUUCCGGCGUCAUUUGCUAA
Messenger RNA from Diutina rugosa, 1218 nucleotides. RefSeq names its product tRNA-5-taurinomethyluridine 2-sulfurtransferase. The coding region runs from base 1 to 1218 and encodes 405 amino acids. The transcript has a single exon. NCBI's taxonomy places the organism in Eukaryota, Fungi, Ascomycota, Pichiomycetes, Serinales, Debaryomycetaceae. Gene Ontology annotation, biological process: tRNA wobble position uridine thiolation. Gene Ontology annotation, cellular component: mitochondrion. The record is from RefSeq and is a predicted model, not a curated record. Gene Ontology annotation, molecular function: sulfurtransferase activity.